GCGCGCAUUGUUAAGCCCGCUAACGAGGAGGUUAAGUCAGACUUGUGACGUAUGCACGGUAACCCGCGUCUCCGAUGUUAAUUGUUGUACUUCGUUAUCCAUUACUGGUCGUUAUCACGAGCGACAGCGAGGAUCAGAGGAAUUCGUUCCUGUGGCCGACGUGUUUGUCCCCAUAACACCACGAGACCCGCCUAAGGCCGAUCGAAGGAACAUCCGCGAUAUUUCUUCGGAUUCUUUCGACGAUCGUCGUCUACAGUCCGCGAUCUAUAUAGCGACCGAGACUUUACUCACGAUAAGUGAUAAGUGCACAGUAAGCGGCCGUCUAUCUAUAUGCGCACUCUUACGAAUACUUACUUCAUACAAUAACAUACGGUUAGCUACAAACAUGUCUGUACGUCGGAAAAGCGAUCCGUCUAUGAUUCAGCGAAUCUGGGACACAAUCAAAAUCACGGUACAUCAAAGGAGCUUACCUAGUAAUGACCGUAUGGUACGGCACAUGGCUCGAGUUUACGGCUUUACAGAACAACAGGCUCAAGAGGAGCUCAACAAGGCAGUUGAGGACGGUCUCGUCUUGUUAAAGAAAGUGCCUACGAAAAGCGGCGUCGAGCAAGAGAGUUACAGAUUUCCAUCGAUAGACGUAUUGCAAAAUGAUAAUCACGAUUGGUACUGUUGUAAAUGUCAACGGGCGGGUGCGGUUGAAUGCUGCGAACAGUGCUGCAGAGUUUACCAUUCGGAAUGUCACGUACCCAGUAAUACAAAAUUGAAUAUCUGUAAUUUCUGUGAGAAAAUAAACAGCGACACAUAUACCGACAAGGCUGAUCUCAACCACAUCCUCAGUUUUACGUGUGGUCAUCUGAAAGCGAAACUACCACCGGAAAUUACAAAUCGUACUAUUGUUUUCAACAACGGUCCAAUCGUUACGCCACCCAACGGCUUUUCCGGACCAACCUGGGUUAGCGAAGGUGAGGAUGCAUGGAGGCCAGGAAUUCUCAUAAAACGUCAUAUGGAUUUAGCGAUAAUGGACGCCAAGACGAUCAAUAAUGAGUACAACAAUCUCGCUGAAUUUGAAGCUGAUGCACACAAUAUCCUACAUAAUAUUAUGAUAUAUCACGGAGCUACUAGCGUGAUAGCAGACAUGGGACGCACGAUGUAUCAGGAUUGUUGUUACGAUCUUCAAGAAAUACGUCGUUGUGCAGAUUGUUAUCGUAUAUCGAACGAAAAGUCUGAAAAAAUGUGGUUUUGUAUACCAUGUAAUCCUCCUCAUCAAUUGGUCUAUGCGAAACAAAAAGGUUAUCCAUAUUGGCCCGCGAAAGUCAUGCAAGUUAAUGGCAAUGUAUAUGACGUGCGUUUUUUCGGAGGUCAUCAUAUGAGAGCUAAUAUUGAGAAAGUUUUUAUUCGAUCGAUCUCUUCCACGUUACAAAGUUUGCAAAUAAAAAAAUCAACGGCUUGGAAUAGGGCAUUUGAAGAACUGAAACAUCACCAGCACUUAUUACAAAAGUUGGGGAAGAAUAAAGAAGAUACCUCUAAUAUAACAGAGGAUUCUACGCCUGCAAAAAUACGGAAAUUGGAAUCAUCAAAUUCGAGGAACACAUCGCAUGAUUCGAUUUUGUCAAAGCAACUGAUUAAAGAUUUGCGAGUAAGGGUCGAACGUUUGAGUUCGGAAAGUAAUAUUGAAAUACAGAAUGACGGAAUGAAUAAUAAAGAAGAUACUGUGAAAACUAAUGCAGAAAAUGAAGAAAGACAAGUGCCUCGUUUACCUGUAGCAGAAGACGAGCCUGCGAGAGAAAGUAUAAUGAGCACAUGUCCACAAGGUUUAAAGAAAGAGGGUUCUCAAGAAGAUAUGGUUACAUCCAGUUGUCAAGAACCGAGAUCAAAGUGUGUUCUCGUGCAAACUGAACAAAUUCAAACAGAUGGACUUCCCGCCAAGAUUAAAAGAGAACGCAGAACUUCGGAACAACCAACAACAACGGCAUUAGAAAAACUGCGCCGUGAACUAGAGCUUGAAAAAUGUAGAGAAUUAGAAAGACUACAGGCGGAGCACGCCAAAGAGUUGCGACAAUUAACCGAUAGACAUCAACAAAUCGUAUCUGACAUCAAAAAGAAACAAUGGUGUUAUAAUUGCGAAGCUGAAGCGAUAUAUCAUUGUUGUUGGAAUACCGCAUAUUGCAGUACAGAUUGUCAACAAGUUCAUUGGCAGCGUGAACAUAAAAGAGUAUGCAGACGUAAACGUUAAUUUACAUGACGAGUACUAUAAGUACAAUAAUAUAUAGAAAAGCGUUCAAACAAAUUAAUAAAUAUAUA
Pogonomyrmex barbatus (red harvester ant) is the source of this 2301-nucleotide messenger RNA. Its product is annotated as zinc finger MYND domain-containing protein 11. The record is from RefSeq and is a predicted model, not a curated record. NCBI's taxonomy places the organism in Eukaryota, Metazoa, Arthropoda, Insecta, Hymenoptera, Formicidae. Gene Ontology annotation, cellular component: nucleus. Gene Ontology annotation, molecular function: transcription corepressor activity; DNA binding. Gene Ontology annotation, biological process: regulation of signal transduction; regulation of transcription elongation by RNA polymerase II.